Cariama cristata (Red-legged seriema) is the source of this 1969-nucleotide messenger RNA. RefSeq names its product FCH domain only 2 (gene FCHO2). Lineage: Eukaryota; Metazoa; Chordata; Aves; Cariamiformes; Cariamidae. The annotation marks the transcript as partial. Gene Ontology annotation, biological process: clathrin-dependent endocytosis; clathrin coat assembly; synaptic vesicle endocytosis. Gene Ontology annotation, cellular component: clathrin-coated vesicle; plasma membrane; clathrin-coated pit. The transcript is spliced from 14 exons. The record is from RefSeq and is a predicted model, not a curated record.
AAAAACAUACCAAAGAGAACCAUUUCUAUUCAUCCAGUGAUUCUGACUCUGAAGAUGAUGAACCCAGGAGGUUCCAUGUAGAAAUAAAACCUGUCCAGCCAAAUAAUAGCUCUCAAUAUACCAUGCCUUCCUUGGAUGAAUUAAAAGUAUCUAUAGGGAACAUCACUCUUUCUCCAGCAAUAUCUCAGAGACACAGUCCUGCACAAAUGAAUCAAAAUUCAUCCAGUGAAGAGGUAACAAAAUCAAAGCUUUCUGCUCCAACUAAUGAAAAGGGGAACAAUGACCUCCUGGCAUGGGAUCCACUCUUCAGCAGUUCUCUUGAAUCUUCCUCUUCAGCUUCCUUGGCAUCCUCAUCAUCCUCAGCAAGACCCACAACUCCUCUUUCUGUAGGCACCAUUGUACCCCCUCCAAGGCCAGCUUCAAGACCAAAGCUGUCUACCGGGAAACUUAGUGGGAUUAAUGAAAUACCUAGACCAUUCAGCCCUCCAUUGACCUCUAACUCAAGUCCACCUCCUGCAGCUCCGUUGGCACGUGCAGAGAGCAUUUCCUCAAUAUCCUCUUCUGCUUCCCUCAGUGCAGCAAACACACCUACAGUUGGUGUUUCUCGUGGUCCCAGCCCUGUCAGCCUUGGAAACCAGGACACCUUGCCUGUUGCAGUAGCCCUUACUGAAUCUGUUAACGCCUACUUUAAAGGAGCAGAUCCCACAAAAUGUAUUGUGAAGAUUACUGGUGAUAUGACAGUAUCAUUCCCAAGUGGAAUUAUUAAAGUCUUCACCAGCAACCCAUCUCCAGCUGUGCUCUGCUUCAGGGUGAAAAACACAAGCAAACUAGAGCAGAUUCUUCCAAAUGCACAACUUGUAUACAGUGAUCAGUCACAAAGUGACACCAGUACUAAGGAUUUUUGGAUGAACAUGCAAGCUGUAACUGUCUACCUCAAGAAAUUAUCAGAGCAGAAUCCAGCUGCAUCCUAUUACAAUGUGGAUGUUUUAAAGUAUCAGGUAUCUUCAAAUGGCAUCCAGUCCACUCCCUUGAAUCUUGCAACUUACUGGAAAUGUAAUGCUAGCACUACUGAUGUGAGAGUGGAUUAUAAAUACAAUCCAGAGUCUAUGAAUGUGCCUAGUAUGCUGUCUAAUGUCCAGGUUGUGGUACCAGUAGAUGGAGGAGUAAUGAACAUGCAGUCGCUCCCACCUGCAAAAUGGAAUGCAGACCAGAUGAAAGCAUAUUGGAAAAUAUCUAGCAUUUCGGAGAAGUCUGAGAAUGGAGGUUCUGGAUCCCUCAGGGCAAAAUUUGAACUUUCGGAAGGACCCAGUAAACCAGCAACACUUGCAGUGCAAUUCAUUAGUGAAGGAAGCACCCUUUCAGGAGUAGACGUAGAGCUCGUAGGCGCUGGCUAUCGGCUUUCCCUCCUUAAGAAGAGAUUUGCCACUGGACGGUAUAUGGCAGACUGCUGAUGAACCUGUGAAAGUCUUUGGAUCAAAGGAAUGCAAGAAGCUCACUCUGCCCUUUCUACUUUUCAAACACUAUUUUAACAUGCAUUAAUUUUUUCAAAAUGUUGACCUACUUUGAGGUUGAACUACAAAACAGAAAAUGCACUUUUGAAAGUCAUUUUGCAAACUUUUUAUUACUUUAUAAUAGCACUGAAGUUAACUUCAACACUGUCUGUAAAUGAUCAAUUGCAAUAUUGGGGAAAAUUUGUUGAAAUUUUAGUAAAUUUAUAUAGAUGAAGUCAAAAUAGUAAUCUGUAGUUGUAAUGAAAGUAUGAAAUUGUAUGUUAUACUGUAAACAUUAAACCUAAAAAUGUAGGAGAGCGAGUAAGAAAUAUUUGAGCUUUCCAUAAGUAAUAUUCAUUUUUCAGAUUCUUUAAUUGCCAAUUUUUAAAGAAAGCAGAGGCAAAGUCUCAUGUAGUUCUUCUAUCCACUCAUGCCACAAAACCAGCUGAGUUAGAGAUGUAUAAAAGAAAUUUAACUUG